Messenger RNA from Daktulosphaira vitifoliae (grape phylloxera), 2205 nucleotides. RefSeq lists its product as uncharacterized. Bases 75 to 815 code for a protein of 246 amino acids. NCBI's taxonomy places the organism in Eukaryota, Metazoa, Arthropoda, Insecta, Hemiptera, Phylloxeridae. The record is from RefSeq and is a predicted model, not a curated record. The transcript is spliced from 2 exons.
CAUAAAAGUAUUUAAUUUUUUAAUUAAAAACUUACAAGUAUUAAUAAUAAAGUUUAAUUUAGACGUUACAAAAAAUGAGUGACUCGACAAAUUUUGAUACAAAAAAGUAUAAUUUAAAUUGUUUGGGUAAAGUUUUAUUAGAGCUAGCUAUGCAGGAUAAACUAAGAAAUUUGAAACCUAGCUGUGACACAAGAAAUAUAAAUUAUUUUAAAAAUGAAAAAAUAAAAAAAAAAGAUAAUGCUUUUUAUUUAAGAAAUUUAGGAAAAGAACAUAAUUAUUUUACCGAAAAAUUGAAAACACUAUCUCCUAAGAGUCCAUUUUAUGAAAAUGAAUUAAUAAUACAUAAAGAAAUAAAAUCAAUAAUUGACGCAUUGGAAAUAACUAAAGAACAACUAUACACUCAGAAAGCAGUUUAUAUUCAUAAAUGUAAUGUACCAAAAUUGAAAAAUAAACGAUUAAUUGAGCAGAUACUUAAAAAAUAUAUUACUAACUUACAAACAGCAAAAUAUUUAAACACUGUGAUUCAACUAAUUAUUGAACGCAAAUUUCAAAAAGCAAAACAAAAAGUCAAUUUGAUGAAAAAUUAUUUGAAAAAAAGAAAUUGCAAACAAAUUUCUCAAAUCAUGGAUUUAGUGUAUCUAACAUAUGGUGUAGCAUAUUACCUGACAUAUAAACAUAUUCAAGAAUGGAACGAUAAAGAAAAUCAUCAAAGAUUACUGACUAUGUUAGGUGCCACAACAAUCUAUCAAUCUAAAUCUAUUAUUUAUCAAGAUUCGUUUAUGGGUUCUCGUGAUCUUAAUCCAAAGUACUCUUAAAAUAUUUAUGAAUGCUUCAUAAAAAUUAUAACUAAACUGAGUAACGCUAAUUUUAUUAAGUGGCGAAUUUUCAAUAUUUUUCUGACAGGCCCUGAUAAAUAAUACGUAUUUGAAGUAUAUACGUAAAUAUCGGAUUCUAUCUAGUAUAUUAUACAUUUAUAAAGUGUUUUUUUUAACGCUAGUCGCGCAUAUUUUUUUGAAAUAAUAAUUUAUUUUACUUUUGUUAGUUACAUAUAAUGAUUUUGAAAAUCCUCUUUUUCAUAUUUGAUUUGCCAGGGUAACCCUUAUAUAUAAAGAGUACAUAAGUAUUAUUUUUUUAAAGUAUACUUUAAUUAAAAUAAAUUUUUAGUAAGUAUACGCCGUAUUAAGGCAUAAAUAAACGACUGACUAUAUAUAUAUCUCCAUUUAUCUGUUGUAAAAUAAUUUGUAGGUCCAUCCUUUAUAACUUAUAAGAGUAUCAACUUAAAUAUUUAAGUAGCAACAUACAUAAUUAACUACCUUAUUAAUAUAUAAUUAUAUUAUUAAGAAAGUAACUGGUAUAUUAUAACUUUUAAACGAGUAUUUCGGAAGUUGUUAACAUUUUUUUACCUAAGAGAAGAGAGGAGUUAGGUCCAUAAAAUGUCUAGUAAUAAAAAUUGCAGAACUUGCGUCUCGCCUCCGACUAUUGCUUUACAUUGUUUAUAAUUUCUGAAAUGCUGGUUUAAAGUUGUAAUCGUUCAGUCAUUUUCUUAAUUAGACAAUUAUUUAAUAAUUAAUCUAAUUAAUUAUGUAUGGUGCUAAUUCAAAAAAUAAAGUUAACAUACUUUAAGAUAUAAGGGAUGAACAUUAAAAAUACUUUAUGACUGAUAAAUUGAAAAAAGUAUGAAACUAAAAGAUGAAAAAAAAGUUUUUAAUAAUACUCUUUUUAAUCUAUUAAAUAAACGGUUUAUGAUAAAAAAAAUCACUUUGUAAAUAUAUAUAUAUAUGGAUUAAUUUAAUUAUUUUGUUGUAUUAAAGUACAUUUAUGGGCGUCCAAAUGGGAGGGGAGCAAAGAGGAAAAUUGCCACCUUGAUUUUUCGCCUUGUCAAUUUUCAUAAUCUAUGUGUAUUAUAAAAUUUUGGGGAAAAAAUAAGAUAUUAAUAAUUGACUGAUAACUAUUUAAUAUGUAUAUUAGUGUAAACAGAUGUCGUAGCCUGAAAUUAUGAUCAGAAGGCUCUAAAAAGUUUUACAAUAUUUUUUUAGAGUUCCUUAGUUUGGCACUGUAUCUUACACAUUUCAUUUUCAAGGGAAAGUGGAAUAUAUUAAUAAGUUCCAUUUAAAAUUUCUUCGUCAUCCUACAUACCAUUAAAUACGUUGAAGUAAACUUUUAAAAUAGUUUUUUCAAUUUUCAUAAUUUUUUUCUAUUUUUAGA